Molecule: messenger RNA, 636 nt
Organism: Hyposmocoma kahamanoa
Lineage: Eukaryota; Metazoa; Arthropoda; Insecta; Lepidoptera; Cosmopterigidae
Exons: 3
Coding region: 132-590 (152 amino acids)
Source: RefSeq, a predicted model, not a curated record
UACUUAAUCUAAGUACUUUCAUAAAAAGUUACACAAUCUCAAAUAAAUCUCCGCGUUUUUAUGUUUUACGAGAGGGAGCAAAUUCAAUUCCACUACAAUAAAGUGGAACGUGAACUAUGUAUCAAUAAACCAUGCCGCGAGAAAAUAUUUUAAUCUUACCGUUUAGCCUAUUGCUUAUGUUCGGGCAAUUGAAAAUAACAUACGCAGUCUUCGAGUCAGAGGCAGACCAGAAAUUUACGGACGCGAAAAUCAUAGCGGAGACCACUUUAACUGAUUUCUUUAUGUUGUAUUGGAAUUGCGUCACUACCACCAUGCCUAAGCAACGGUUCCUGGUGGACAAUCUGCAAACGUUUAUUUUGUCGCCGGCGCGCACAACGGUGGGCUUUGCACCUAAAUUCAUCAAGAACCGCAAGUUCUUUGCCAACCUCAUCAACACCAAGUUCUACAAAUCCAUGUUGCAACAGGAUGAGAAUACGGUGAAGAUGAACCUCAUUAAGAAGUUGGAGUUUUGCGACGAGAUGAUCAUGGAUCAGAACUUGCUUAAGGAGUUCUACGACCGCGAAGUCGACCAGACCAAACUCAAGAAGUGAACACAACGCUAAGAUAUCGAUACUAAUAAACGAAUACUACAUAUAA